AUGGCUUCCAUCCGCGUGCUGUCGUUCGAUGCUGAGGGCCGCCCUGUGCGGUUCACCGCUUGGCUAGAUGACCUGCAGCUGUUCCUCCUGAGCGAUAGCAAGGAGCAUGUGUCGCUCUAUGAUUACGCGUCUGGUGCUGCGCCUGCCCCUCCUGCCACAGCUGAGCUUAGUGUUCGUUCCCACUGGCAGACUCGUGACGCAGCUGCUCGCCUAGCCAUUCGCAGUCACCUGCCGUUAGCUGAGCUAGAGCAUUUUGGCGACUGCAAAUCCGCUAAGGCCCUGUACGACGCUGUCGUCGCUCGCUACUCCUCGCCUGCCACAGCCGAGCUUAGCCGCCUCAUGCUGCCGUACCUGUUCCCCGAUCUGUCCACCUUUACUACAGUCGCCGAUCUUAUCACCCACCUUCGCACUAGUGAUGCUCGCCUGCGUGCUGCCCUUCCCACCGAGUUCUGCGCUAAGAACCCCCCUCCACUCUCACAGUCGCCCUCCUAG
This is a messenger RNA of Closterium sp. Yama58-4, 492 nucleotides long. NCBI's taxonomy places the organism in Eukaryota, Viridiplantae, Streptophyta, Zygnematophyceae, Desmidiales, Closteriaceae. The record is from the annotation of a GenBank genome assembly.